Molecule: messenger RNA, 947 nt
Organism: Cylicocyclus nassatus
Lineage: Eukaryota; Metazoa; Nematoda; Chromadorea; Rhabditida; Strongylidae
Source: the annotation of a GenBank genome assembly
AUGACACCUAUUUUUUCAACUUCUCCAGUGAUCCUGAACACGAUAACAAAGCUGGGAUUCUCCGAACGUAAUGCGUUUCAAGUAGCCGACAAACUUAAAAGAUGCCUCACGAUCACGAAGAAGUAUAUAAGCAACAAGGGUGAGGGUGCUGCUGGACAAAGGUAUCAUUUUCCAUCGUAUCUCAGGCCUCUCGAGAGAAAAGUGCGCGAAGAAUACCUUAAGCAUCGCGUAGAUGCCACGUUCGAUGAAGCUGGUUAUCUGGAUCCCGAAUUUGAAAUUAAUCCGUCUGCAAGAGCUGAGGAUUUGCUCGGACAGGACAUGUCGGGUGGCCCUGCUCCUCAUACUUAUGCUUCAGUGGCCUCAGUACUGCCGUUCACCGCUGGUAUCCCAGCUUCACAUGCGAUGGGGUGUAAAAGACCUUUCGAAGAGGACAACGACUAUUUCUUCAAGAAACGCCGACUACUGGAUGCAAAACGGAAGCUCAAAGAGCGAAAACGCUAUUUAAAAGAGAUGAAAAUUAAGUACUGGGAGCAGAAAAUGAAGAACGAGUUAAACUGCAUAAACAUGAGUUUUCAAAAGUAAUGCCAGAAUUACAAUCAAUCCAUUCGACUUUUUGUGUGUUUUGGCCGUGAUUUUCUUACCUCAUUCCACUGUGCUGAAUACAUACUAAAUACAAUUCGUUGUCGUCGACUCUCAGCUUCAGAUUGAACGAAUCUCGGCAAGGCCGCUCUCACAAAGGAAAGAUCCCCAAUUGCAAUAACAUAGUGGAAUAAAUAGAUGUCAUUAUACACAAAUUAUACGAGUUAGCUAAUUUAGUCAUUCAUUUGAAGUUCGCGUGACGUCCAUGAAUAUGUAAACAUUUGUGCAAUUGCCAAAUUGCGCGGGGCUGUGUGACCGUAUCGCUCGGGUAUGACGGGCCUAAGGCACCUGCCAUACUUGUCCUCUCG